GGCGGAGCGACCUGUUCUCCUGCCGCUGAGGAAGAGUCGCGGAAGAGGGGAAAGGUUUCCUGACUGUGAAGCAGCUAACUACCAGAAGCGUCUGUUCAGCAGCGGGUUCAGCAGCGGGUUCAGCAGGUCACAGGUCAGAGAGACCCCGGGACCGAAGCAUCAAGAUGACAGCCGCACCUUACAACUACUCCUACAUCUUCAAAUACAUCAUCAUUGGUGAUAUGGGAGUAGGGAAGUCAUGUCUGCUGCACCAGUUCACUGAGAAGAAAUUCAUGGCGGACUGUCCCCACACCAUCGGGGUGGAGUUUGGGACGAGGAUCAUGGAGGUCCACGGUCAGAAGGUGAAGCUGCAGAUCUGGGACACGGCCGGUCAGGAGCGGUUCAGAGCCGUCACCAGGUCUUACUACAGGGGGGCCGCCGGCGCCCUCAUGGUCUACGACAUCACCAGGAGAAGUACCUACAACCACCUGAGCAGCUGGUUGACAGACGCCAGGAACCUGACCAACCCCAACACGGUGAUCAUUCUGAUCGGGAACAAAGCCGAUCUGGAAGCUCAGAGAGACGUGACGUACGAGGAGGCCAAACAGUUUGCUGAGGAGAACGGUUUGCUGUUUCUAGAGGCCAGCGCUAAGACGGGGGAGAACGUGGAGGAGGCCUUCCUGGAGGCAGCCAAGAGGAUCUACCAGAACAUCCAAGAUGGCAGUCUGGACCUGAACGCCGCUGAGUCGGGAGUCCAGCACAAACCCUCAGCGCCACAGGGAGGCCGCCUCAAUGCCGACAGCCAGCCGGCUAAAGAGGGCUGCAGCUGCUAACCACAGACAGAAACCACAGACCCAUCGGACGGACUGACGGACAGAGACAGAUACGUACACAGAGAUCCCCUCUUCUCCAGCCACUAACAUCCAUCUCCUGUCCAGAGAGCAUCAGGCAGGAUCCAGCUGAACCAUAGCAGACCACAGUUUGGUUCCUAAGUCAACCAGCUCCACCCACAGAGAUGUGGACCAGAAUCAAAUCAAUCACUCAAACAGUUUCCUGACUAAAUAAAUCAUUUCCUGUUCACAUUGAAUCCCUCAACAUGAAUUCCAACCCCUCAAGGUCAGCACCUGGAUCCCACUGGGUCCCAGUGUGGAUCCCACUGGGACCCAGUGUGGAUCCCACUGGGUCCCAGUGUGGACCAUCCUCAGCCCACAUCCAGACUCGUGUGGACCGAGCCCCGGCCACGAUGGACUGUUCUAAUUCUAAAAUAAGACGGCAGUCCUCCCAGAACCCAAUCGUAUUGUUUUAUUUCUUUUCUAAGCUGGACCUCUAUUUGGACUGUUCCGAGUUUGGAACUCUGUUGGUCUUUAAUGGUCCUUGUUUGAUAGAACCUCACCUCAUUCAGAACGUGGAACCUUCGUGUCUCAAGAGACAAACGUACAAUUCUCAAAUUCAGACCAAUCACCGGGAAAAUCAGUGUCACAGAAACAUGUCUCAUUUAUUACAAACCUGGAGUUGAGACGGGUUUCAUCCUUUAUUCAGACAAGAGGGACUCAAACCUCCGGGUCCUUCUCAUCGACCAGAGUCCGAACCAACAACCCUUUUCCCCAAGACGUCAGCUCCCUCCACACUUCACCUGCUCCCAGUCUGGAGCGUGGUGGCCCAGUUCAAGUUAGUGUAUUCCAAAGAGUCAAAGUUACAAGGCUUCAACUUUAACCCAAUUCUGCCUCAAACUGGACUAGUGGGUUGACUUGUUCUACAUGUGGACGUUGGAGAGCUGGACGUCCUCGCUCCAAACUGAGAAGGUCCUCAGCUCUCAUUGGAUUCAUGCUCGAGUCGGACGGUUCAACUCCCACAAUUAUACAUCUGUGAACUCAUCAGCAUUCCAAGAUUAGAUCCGCCUCCAGACCCGGUCUCCUGAUCUGAGUCACGGGAGGACAGACGUCCCUCAAAGUGGACGACCCUUGUCCCAAAGACGGAACACGGGAGGUGAGACGCUGCUCAGACCAACCUCCACUCAGACACCCUGAGUUCCACUGAGACACCCUGAGUUCCACUGAGACACCCUGAGUUCCACUGAGACAUCCUGACGCAUCCAGAGCUCCGGCUCCAUCUGAACUUCCUCUGCCCCACGUCCACGCCUCCUUCGUCCCAACAUGAGACGCCGGUGAAGACGAGUACAGAGCCUGAAUCCGGACAAUCCCACAUUCCAAAUCUGGACUUCUUCUCUCAAAUCCGGAUCGCCCACCUUCCAACUCUGGAUAUUUCUCUGAGCAGAUUUAGAGCAGCUCAAGUUUGAAAGCUCUGAAUUCAAGGAGCUCUUUUUAAAUCUCGACCUCCAGGUCCCAGUUAGCGUAAAUCUCCUCUGAACCCAGAUGGUCCCAACGCCCAGUUCUGACUUCGCUCUUUGAGAUUGAGUGAGUCUUCUGGAUUGAUAUUAGUAUUUGUGUCUUGUAUGUGUGUGAUAUGCCAUCAUCUGUUGUUCAGUUAGAAAAGUCUUUGAAAUUCGUGCUUUAAAACUAUAAAUGCUAUCACAGAGUGGCCUGGACAACUGAACCCGCCUCUGGGAUCACUUCUUACUGAAAAGCGUUUCUCCCUUUGCUCCAUUUCAUGCCUCAACUCACAAGUUCCCAAACCAUUGUGCUCGUCGGUCAGUUAUUCCCUCUCCUGUGCAGAUUGCUGGAGCGUUGCGUUGUCACCUUGUUGUGAUCAGAUGUGUCUUUGUGUCUUCUGGUUUGACGCCCGUCCCGUCAGCCUUGGACUCGGGGUGAAGAGCUUCUCCACUGAGGAGGAUUCGUUCUGCUCGGUGGCGCUCGGCCUGAGAAAGUAACACUUAGCAUCAUUUCCGUCUACAGAAACACAUUUAACUUUACGAAACAAGAUGGAUCCAGGGUUUUUAUGUUUGAACUUUAUUAUGCAUCAGGAGAUCCGACCACUGCUUCUCUAGUUUCGACCUGUAGUUCUCUAAAAGUUCACCAACUCUCAAUGUGCAAUACUUAAAGCCUCAGAAUACUACAAACAAACUUUGUCCAAUUUCCUCUAAAUAACUGAGUUCCUGUUUAUCGCAGCUGGAGAAGUGAUCAGAGCCUCUCGCUCUGCGUGGAAUCACAUUGUCAAUCAACGUGAAGCUUUAACACUCUUCAUCCAGAAUGAUGGAUCCCAGUCUGACUGGAGACAUUAAAACACUGCUUGUUGUUUAAAAACCAGUUGUACUAGAGCCUCAGGUCCAGUCCCCAGUACCAGGAAUGUAUCGGUCCCUAAAUACUCCCACUCCACCCAAUAACCCCCCCCAUCUCUGCACCAGCCGGUUCACCUGUGUUAAACCCGCUCUGUGGAGAGAGUCAGCUACUGGCCGACGAAGAGGGAACAGGAUUCUUGAAGGUCACCACUGGUCUCAGUGGAUCUCCAGUUCAGGAUUGCUUCUUAUUACAUUUUUCCUCUUGUUGAAUUAAAAAAAAAUCAAAUAGUGAUAUGUUUAUGUCACCGCGCCCCCUAGUGGUCAUUUCCUCUUCCCUGUUAAGUCCGAUUCAGGGACGAAAAAUGACAAACGAAGCAAAACAGCUUCUUUGUUUCUUUCAAACACUCGAGCAGGAUUAUUACGAUUGACCUGAACCGUCCUGGUUCGUUGUUGUAAGUGUUCGACUCAUUUCUAAUUUAACUAACAGUUGUUGAUCUACCACACGAGUAAAUGUCAUAACUGGGUCAUUUGACAGAAGAUUCCUCGGUCAGAACCGUUCGGCUCUGACGAGCUUCAAACACACAAACAGUCCCGCUGCACUGAACUUUCUUUAUUCUGUUCAUUUUGCUGAACAAGCUGCACUCGUUGAUUUCUGUCACGAUGAGAGAGAAUAGAAAUAGAUGCACAUUUUAUACCAAAUAUUGUUUUAGUCAUUUGACUGUUUUAAAACUAAUCGAUUAAAACGCCCUCGAUCCGAUUCCACUCUCGUUCUCUCUGAGGGAUCAAAGUCAAAUUUACUCAAAAUGAAUCGGCUGCAAAGAUUCAAGCUUCAUGUCCAGAAGGAAAAUGUCCUGAUAACAAAUAACUAACUGUCUUUGAACACCUGGAAGGAUUCAGAGAAAUCUCUGAACCAACCAAGUGCAGGUUCUCUGAUGAGUCAAAGUAUUACUAAUGUAGAGUCUGUGGGCUUUGAGAAUACUCUGUAAUACUCUGUAAUACUUUGUAAUACUCUGUAAUACUCUGACUCACCACUUGUACUGUUGGAGUUUGUUUCUGUCUCACGGGCUCAACACCAGAACUCGUCAAUCAGACAUUAUCAACAGACCACAGAUCAGUCCAACGCUACACCUAUAUAACUUAAUAAUACAUAAUUAGUAAUGAGCCUGAAAUUAAGUUUGUUUUUCAUUUACCGUCAAUUAGUUGAUAAAUGAAUUUGUACCUUUGAUGUGAAACUGUUUCAUCUAAUUCUUUUGUUCUCAGUAGAAAAACGUUAAAAAGCUCAAUGAACUUCAGGAAGGAAAAUUCAGAACUACAAAAACUAAUAAAUAACUUUCUAGUAUUUUUAUUCUUAUAAUAAUUAUUACAUUUUCUUCACUUUGUUUCCUUCUUAGUGUAAACGUGUAACAUUAUGAAUGCAAAUUAUUAUCAGCAUCAUCUCUUAAAUAUUCGCUCUUGAGUUUUACCUGCCCCCCCCCCCCCCCAGGGAACUCGUCUGUCGGGGACUCGUUCUAUUUCACAGAGAAUUGAAAGAAGUUGAAGCGCAGCCUCUGGUCGGUGGGAAAGUGGAUCUCACGUCUCCUCCGGUCCGAGAACCUCGUGUUCGUCUGUGAGUCGCAAUCUUUCUCCUCAUGGCCUCUGAUUGGUGGAGAGCGGCCUUCGUUAACUCUGAUGCUUGAUAUGUGAACGAAGCCACGCCCUCACUGUUAAAACAUCCAGUGUGACGUCCAAGCUUUCAGAUUUCUAUUUGUUUUGGAGGAAGUUUUUAAAGGAAGAAGAAAUAGUUUGAGGUCAAUUUGAAAAACGAAGCAAAGGUUUUGAAGUUCCCAGAGAGCAACGGGUCAAACAGCCGCUGGUCACUGGAUCCAACAAGAGCAGCUGAUGGAACCUUGUUGUGGCCGAAGCCGGAAACUUCCCCAUCGAAGCAUUUCAUUUAAAAACAUCCAGUGGGUGAAGAAAACGAGACUUCCAUUCGCUAACAGCAGUGCCAGCAGGGGGCAGUGUUGUGUCGAGACGUUGGUUUUUCAACAUUUAAUCAGAAAAUAAAUCAAUAAAAAAUAAACACAUUUCAUUUUGUAUCCAUAAAGUCCUGUAACAAGCCCAGAGGGUUUUUAAAUCGUAGAGUGUGAUUGAAGGAAAUCUGCAUUUUAAAUGAUGACAGUGAUCGGCCAGGUGGUGGCGCUGUGACCAGGCUGCUGCACAGGGUUGACAGAAGAAGAGUCCUCUUCCCGCUCACUGGCUGUAACGUGCUCUGUACUUUUUAUUCUUUUGUUGUUCUUCUGUAACGUCUGUUGAUUUUCUGUCGGCUAAAGUAACAAAAAUGCUUCUUAUUUGUUGACUAUUUAUAUUCUUAAUCUGUAAUUUGAUUUUCUUCAGCUGUUCCAUUGUGCGACCUCGAGGAUUCAGUUAUUUGUAAAUAAAGUAUAUAUAUAUAUAUACUGUA
Molecule: messenger RNA, 5594 nt
Organism: Pleuronectes platessa (European plaice)
Lineage: Eukaryota; Metazoa; Chordata; Actinopteri; Pleuronectiformes; Pleuronectidae
Product: ras-related protein Rab-14
Exons: 8
Coding region: 165-812 (215 amino acids)
Biological process (GO): endocytic recycling; Golgi to endosome transport; defense response to bacterium
Cellular component (GO): phagocytic vesicle; Golgi apparatus; recycling endosome
Molecular function (GO): GTP binding; GTPase activity
Source: RefSeq, a predicted model, not a curated record